Molecule: messenger RNA, 3585 nt
Organism: Heterocephalus glaber (naked mole-rat)
Lineage: Eukaryota; Metazoa; Chordata; Mammalia; Rodentia; Bathyergidae
Source: RefSeq, a predicted model, not a curated record
CUGAUGUGUGGAUGGAGCCGGUGGAGGACCCCCCCUUUCCUUGUCUGUUCAAAGGUCACCCAGUCAUCUAGGUUUAGUGAAAAUAAGGUCUGCCGUCAUUUCCUCCACUGGCAGAGUUCCUGAGAGACGGCGGAUGUGUUUGUUGCUAAGCCUCUUUUAAAACAUAAAGUUUUCCAGGCUCCGCAGGAUGAAGAUGACUUCUGACCUCGUCCAGCCCCAUAUCAGGCCCAGGAGGAAAGACUUGGAGAAGAUCCUGACUCCCCUUCUGAUUCUGCCCCCUCUAAUCCCUCUGCUCCAACUGCACCGUCUGACCCUGUCUCCCCCUCAUACCCAAUCGGGGCAAACUUAUAAGUCACAAGGGACAACUAGUCAGGUAAUGUUCACAGUCCUUCCUUUAAAACAGAUCGAGCCAGGUGGUGGAUUUGUGUGCAUUCCCUUUACUACCAGUUACCUUUAUAAUUGGAAAAAUCAAGUUCCCCCCUUUUCAGAAAAAACCCAGGCCCUGAUUCACCUCCUAGAAUCUGUUUUCCAUACUCAUCAGCCUACCUGGGACAACUGCCAGCAGCUGCUCCACACCCUCUUCACUACAGAGGAGUGGACCGGAUUUUUCAAAAGGCUGUUAAGGCGGCUCUGGGACAAACCCAGACCUUGGUCCCAGCGAGCAGAGGCCGAGGUGCCGACCCACCGACUGGACUGGGACCCCAACACUGAUGCAGGUAGGAGAGACCUGGCCAGUUACCACCAGCACCUUUUACAGGGACUCUGUCAAGUGGCUAGAAAGCUGACUAAUUUGACCAAGAUGAGUGAGGUAAAACAGAAUAAGACAGAGUCCCCCGAGGCUUUCCUGGAGCUCCUCCUAGAGGCGUAUCGGGUCUAUACACCUAUUAACCCUGAUGCUCCAGAAAACGCAGCCACGAUAAAUCGGGCUUUUGUGUCUCAGUCGGCCCCAGAUAUUAGAAAGAAACUUCAGAGAUUGGAAGGAUUUGAGGGAAAGAACAGGUCUGAGCUCCUGAGUAUAGCACAAAAGGUUUUUAACAACCGGGACUCCCCAGAAGAGGUGGUCACCAAGCGGCUAGGAAAAGUUACUAUUGCUGCUCUCAAAAACUAUGAGACAAGUAAACAGACUGGGAGACCUAAGCCAGAAAGACCCCCAUGGCCUAAGCUUGGAAGGGAUCAAUGUGCCUAUUGCAAACAGACUGGACAUUGGAAAAAUGAGUGCCCCCUCAAAAAGGAAAAAGAGGGACAAAACCAGAAAAAGACACAGGAGGUUCUGACCUUUGAAGAUAUGGAAUAGGAAAGUCAGGGCUCAUUCAAAUUGAGCCCCCAUGAGCCCAUGGUAAAAUUAAAAAACAGGGGCACACCGACCAACUUCCUGGUAGAUACUGGGGCAGCCCAUUCAGUACUGACUAAACCUUUGGGAAAAUUGACAACAUGAGAGACUUUGGUACAGGGGGCUACCGGCAAGGAUGCUCAGGGUUAUAAACGGACAACUGCACGAAUGGUAGACUUGGGUCACAGGCAAGCGACCCACUCUUUUCUGGUGAUUCCAGAGUGUCCAUACCCCUUGCUUGGUAGGGAUCUGCUAAGAAAAUUGGGUGCAACAAUUACCUUUACAGAGGAAAAGGCAGACUUAAAACUAGGCAUCCCACAGGGGACUGUCAAAGUUUUGGUGACUUGCCCAUUGGCUGCUGCAUACCUGAUGUUCUCGGAGCCAGAGGACAAGUCAGCUGGGCUGAUUGGUGGUUUACAAAUGGAGUUUCCACUUGUGUGGGCUGAAACUAACCCCCCUGGUUUAGCAAGCCAUCAAGUUCCUAUAGUGGUCAGCCUAAAGUCCAAUGCUCAGUCUAUUUCUGUCCGACAGUAUUCCAUCAUGAAAGAGGCAAAAGAAAAGAUUCAGACAUGUACCAACUGACUCCUAGAUGCCAGCAUCUUAAAGCCAUGCCAAUUGCCUUGGAACACUCCACUCCUGCCUGUCUGAAAGCCUAGUACUUCUGAUGACAGGCCUGCCCAAGACCUCUGAGAGGUAAACAAAAGAACUGAGACUGUACACCCCACUGUGCCCAAUCCCUACACCCUGCUGAGCCUCCUGCCCCUGCAACAACAAGUCUACACUGUGCUGGACCUCAAAGAUGCCUUCUUCAGUCUGCCACUGGCUGAGGUCAGUCAGCCCCUUUUUGCUUUCGAAUGGGUGGACCCUGAAGGAGGGUACUUGGGACAACUGACCUGGACAAGAUGGCCGCAAGGGUUCAAAAAUGCUCCCACCCUGUUUGAUGAGGCUCUAAAUAGGGACCUGGCUCAGUUCAGAGUGUCUCAUCCUGAGGUGACCCUUCUCCAGUAUGUAGAUGACCUAAUAGCGGCUGACGAUCAGGACACCUGUGUGGCAGCUACUAAAAAUUUGUUGAGACUGGUACAGAAACUGGGAUAUCAAGUGUCAGCCAAAAAGGCCCAGAUUUGUGCCUCCUGGGUCACCUAUCUUGGGUACAAAAUUAACGGGGGCAUUCGACAAUUGUCCCAGAGAUGGAAACAAGCUAUAUUACAGAUCCCAACACCCUCCACAAAAAGACAGGUGCGAGAGUUCCUGGGAACUGCUGGCUACUGCUGACUCUGGAUUACAGGAUUUUCGGAGAUCGCAAAGCCCUUAUAUCCAGCCACAGCCAGAGGGAACACACCCUUAGUAUGGACAGAGACUGAACAGAGGGCGUUUGAGACCUUAAAACAAGCCCUUGUCCAGGCACCACCUUUGGCCCUCCCAGAUAUCAGAAAGCCUUUCCAAUUGUUCGUGGCUGAGAAAGAUGGAGUGGCAAAAGGGGUCCUUACUCAAACUUUAGGACCCUGGAAAAGGCCCAUGGCUUAUCUGUCCAAAAGACUUGAUCCUGUGGCCACUGGCUGGCCAUCUUGUCUCAGAGCCAUCCCAGCUACAGACCUCCUCAUAAAGGAGGCAGAUAAAUUAACCUUGGGUCAGGGGCUCAUGAUCAGCACACCACAUGCAGUCUCCUCCUGCUAUGAGGAGGCUUCGAGAGUUGGAUAUCAAAUGCUACACUGACUCAAUAUCAGGUGCUCCUGAUUGACCAGCCCCAGAUCAAGUUCACAGAAGCCACUACCCUAAACCAUGACUCUGCUGCUGGCUUCAGACCUGAUGACUCCCUUACAUGACUGCCAGGAGACCCUCCAGGACAUAACUUCAGCCAGGCCUGAUUUGCAGGAUGUGUCCCUGGGGAACCCUGAGGAGACAUUCUUCAUGGAUGGGAGCAGCUUCAUCGAGCAGGAAGUCAGCCUGGAGACCUGAUGCUGGUAAAGAGACAUUCAUCUAAGGCUCUGGAGCCACAUUGGGAGGGACCUUUCCAGGUGAUUUUGAUGACACCAUCUGCCAUAAAGGUCACAGGAAAAACACCGUGGAUACAUCACUGCCACAUCAAAACAGCUCCUGAGGACACCCCGGAGGAAAAAUGGAGAGUCAUCAGUCAACCAGGAGACAAAAAGUUAAGACUGGGACGGGUUGGAAAUACAUCCCCUUCUUGUUAAUAUUUUCUGGAACAUUGGUAAUAUUACCCCUGAAACAAUUGGACCAUACUGGAAAUGUUUGGA